This is a messenger RNA of Durusdinium trenchii, 1809 nucleotides long. The record is from the annotation of a GenBank genome assembly. Lineage: Eukaryota; Dinophyceae; Suessiales; Symbiodiniaceae.
AUGGUUGACCGCAUGGCAUGGAAAGAGGCCCUUGGAUCAUUGUGCAGUUCCGUGGCCAGCCGGCAGCCCACUCGAAUUAAACAUUGGAAUGCGGUGGUGCGCAACAUGGAUUGGCGUUUGAACUCGCGGUUGGUCCAAGAAUUGCGCGUUUGGCACCUUCAAGGGAACACUGUGACUUUCAACACGUGUUUGCAGAAUUGCUGGGAAAGCAUCCUUUUUGCUAUGCUGGCUGAGGCUGUAGAGGUGGAUGUAAUCACGUGCAACACUGUGCUUGGUGAAGUGCAACAAUGGCGGAGUAAAGUGAAGAUCUUGGAGAAGUUGCAGGACAUGUUUGUGGAGGUCGACGUGAUCAGCUUUAACUCACUUCUCACUCGAGCUUGGCCUUUGGCUGGCUGCCUUCUGGAGAUGAAAGGCCUCCAGCUGCAGCAGACAGUUGUCUCCUACAACGCUGUCAUCAACACUUGGGAAGCAGGAAAGUGGCGGAUGGUUGUGGGGUUGUUGGCGGGAAUUUCUGCAGUUGAUCUUGUGGCGGACGAUGUGACGUUUGUCAGCACUAUCUCUGCUUGUGGCAGGGCUGGGCAGUGGGAGCAUGCUGCUUCUUUGUUGGCCGUGCUCCCUGAUGCCCGCCUCUCACCCAGCAGGAUGGCAACAAACUCGGCCAUUUCCUGUGGGCACUGGCCUUUGUCUGUGCAUUUGCUCUUCUGGCUUCAGAACCGUAGCAGUGUCUCCUUCAAUGCCGCUGCGGCUGCCUGCGAGAAAUCUUCGCGGUGGGGUUCAGUGCUUUCGCUUUUGGACGGCCUUGGUGUGAACGGCUUCCGGCGCAGCAUUGUCAUGUGCAAUACUGCGAUCAGUGCAUGUGAGGGUAGAUGGCUCGCCGCCGAGCAAAUCCUACGGCGCAUACCGAGAGCAGAUGUGGUGAGCUACAAUGCUGUGCUGAGUGCUUGUGGCGGAGGCCAGUGGAACAGAGCCCAGUGCUUGCUGGAAAUGAUCCGCAAACACGGUCUACGAGGGACGUUGGUGACCUUCAACACAGCUAUUGCCAGUCUCGGCUGGCCGGUGGGGCUUCAGCUGCUUUGCCCAGAUGUGGUCUCAUGCAAUGCACUCAUCUCUGCCACUAACCAGUGGCAGAAGGCCACGUGGCUCUUUGAGAAGAUGCUGGGCUUGCAAGUGGAGGGCAACUUUGUAACCUGCAGCGCCGUGGUCUCCACCUCCGAACGUUGGACCCUCUCGUUGUUUUUGCUCGGAGGGUUGGAGAGGAAGAUGGAAGCAAACGAGGUUGCAUACGGAGCAGUUAUCGCCUCUUGUGAGAGAAGUGAGGAGUGGCAACCCGCAUUGGCGGUGCUCUCAAGGAUGCCACGAGAGCUGGAGCAAGCAGUGGCGACCAACACAGCCAUCAGCGCUUGCGCCAAGUGCAGGCGGUGGAGGGAAGCUUUGUUCUUGCUGCAGGCCUUGCAGAUUUCUCGUUGUGCCGAUCUUGUCAGCUACAGUUCCACGAUCAGCGCCUGUGCAAACGCCAGUGAGUGGCUGCAAGCAUUGCAUAUCUUCAGCCAAAUGACCGAACUUGCUGGGCUUUCGCCUGACGUGCAGUGUUGGAAUGCGAGCAUUUUCGCAUGUACCCGAGCUGCCCAAUGGACGAUGGCGCUGGAGUUCUUGUGGCUUGGGUCCUCGAAAGCAAAUGCCAUCACCUUAGGUGCCUGCAUCAGUGUCUGCGAGGGUGUCUUGCCAAGAACCACACUGCUCUUGGUAUCAUGGGUGACGCAACUUGUGGAGGAGCAAUUGGCGGAGAUGUCGCAGAUUGGAACCACAUGA